AUGAGUUCCUCGGCGCUCCCUGUCGCCCUGCAGAACAAGCUAAUGGGCUACGGCCGGGCCUCCAGCGCGCAUUUGUCCGCACUGAAUUUGGACCUGAUCCGCAACAUCGUAUUUAUACUGUUCAUCCUCCGAUACACGCGCAAGACCUUCUACUCGCUCCGGGGCUACGGCCUGUUCGGAAGCAUUCGCAAUGUCUACAUAGCCGCCCGUCUCUUCUGCUACUCCAUCUUCCUGCGUGCUCCCGGCGUGCGCGGCCAGGUCGAGAAGCAAGUCUCUACUGCGAUCGCAAGCCUCGAGAACAAGCUUGUCCAGAGCGGUCCCGAUGUGAAACGUUAUCUCACUCUGCCGACAGAAGGCUGGUCUUCGGACCAGAUCCGCGAGGAACUCAAUAGGCUCGCUCGGCUGGAGCAUACCCGAUGGGAGGAUGGCCGUGUCAGUGGUGCUGUCUAUCACGGUGGCGAGGAUUUGCUGAAGCUGCAGGCCGAGGCCUUCGGUCAGUUCGGCGUCGCGAACCCGAUCCACCCUGAUGUUUUCCCUGGUGUUCGGAAGAUGGAAGCUGAGGUGGUUGCUAUGGUUUUGGCUCUGUUCAAUGCUCCCACGGAGGGCGCUGGUGUCACUACCAGCGGCGGUACCGAGUCCAUUCUCAUGGCCUGUUUGGCCGCCCGGCAAAAAGCAUUUUUGGAGCGAGGAGUGACGGAGCCUGAGAUGAUUAUCCCGGAUACCGCCCACGCGGCAUUCAUCAAAGCUUGCAACUACUUCAAGAUCAAGCUGCACCGGGUGCCUUGCCCUGAGCCUGAGUUCAAGGUCGAUGUUAACGCUGUUCGUCGUCUGAUCAACCCCAAUACCGUCCUCCUCGUGGGCUCGGCACCAAAUUUCCCCCACGGUAUCGUCGACGAUAUUCCAGCCCUGUCGCGUCUUGCUACGAAGUAUAAGAUUCCACUCCACGUGGACUGCUGUUUGGGAUCUUUCGUCGUCGCUCUCCUUAAGAAAGCUGGCUUCCCUUCGCCGUACGAGGAGGAGGGUGGCUUCGAUUUCCGCCAACCCGGCGUCACCAGCAUCAGUGUGGACACUCACAAAUACGGUUUCGCGCCCAAGGGCAACUCGGUCUUGCUCUACCGCAACAAGGCCUACCGCAGCAACCAGUACUUCAUCUACCCCGACUGGUCCGGCGGUGUUUACGCCUCUCCCUCCGUGGCUGGCUCGCGCCCUGGUGCCCUGAUCGCCGGGUGCUGGGCUAGCCUGAUGAGCGUGGGCGAGACCGGAUACAUCAACAGCUGCACCGAGAUUGUUAAUGCUGCACGCAAGUUCGACUCUGCUGUCCGCGGACACCCUGUGAUCUCAUUGCACAUGGCAGUUGUGGGUAACCCAAUGGUCAGUGUCGUCGCAUUCCGCAGCAAGAAUGGCGCAAUUGAUAUCUACGACAUUGCCGAUGACCUCUCCGCCAAGGGCUGGCACCUUAAUGCCUUGCAGUCGCCUGCCGCCCUGCACUGCGCUUUCACUAUCCCCACCGCCAAAGCUGUCGACCAGCUUAUCAACGACGUGGUCGAGUGCAUCGAGAAAGAGCUGGAGAAGGCUGAGGAGCGCCGCCGACAAGGAAAGGCGUACAUUCUGCAGCGCGGCGACACCUCCGCUCUGUACGGUGUUGCCGGCAGCAUCCCUGACAAGAGCAUUGUCAGCCGUCUGGCCGAGGGCUUCCUUGAUACCCUGUACAAAGCCUAA
Molecule: messenger RNA, 1719 nt
Organism: Penicillium canariense
Lineage: Eukaryota; Fungi; Ascomycota; Eurotiomycetes; Eurotiales; Aspergillaceae
Product: sphinganine-1-phosphate aldolase DPL1
Exons: 4
Coding region: 1-1719 (572 amino acids)
Biological process (GO): carboxylic acid metabolic process; sphingolipid catabolic process
Cellular component (GO): endoplasmic reticulum
Molecular function (GO): sphinganine-1-phosphate aldolase activity; pyridoxal phosphate binding
Source: RefSeq, a predicted model, not a curated record